CCACCCCAAGAAAAGAAAAGAAGCACACACCCGCCCACACAAACACCACCACCACAAAGCAAUCGCUUCGCUCCUCCCGCAAGCCACGAAACCCGGCGAAUCGGCGAUGCCCCACCACCACCACCGCCGCCACGGCCACGCCGCCGCGGCCGCCGAGGCCGAGGAGGAGGCCCCGUCGCCGCGUCCGUCCUCCGCCGGCUGCUACACCUUCCUCCGCUCUGCGUCCCGCCGCGGCGGCGCCGGCGGUGGCGGAGGGUACCGGCGCCUCGACUCCUCCUCCGCGGCGGGGGAUGUGAUUAGGGUGGAGGUGGGGACGACGAAGGGGGAGAGGAGCGUGUUCCACGUCGACCAGGCCGUGCUCGAGGCCGGGCCGGUGCGGCGCCUCCUCGCGGCGGCCGGGCGGCGGACCCGCGGCGGCGCGGUGGCGGUCGCCGUGGACGUGCUGCUGUUCGAGCACCUGCUGUGGCUGCAGGCGGCCGGAGACAAGGGGAUGCUGGGCUACGACGACGACGAAUCAGCCGCCGCCGACCUGUCGGAGAUCGUCGACUUCUACUCGCAGGACGACGACGUCGACGACUCCGGCCACCGCGGGUUCUAGCGCCAACUCGAUCUCUCUCCCUCUCUAAAAUCUCAUCAUUUAGCUAUGUAUAUAGGAUCAUAAUCCCUCCCAAAAUAGAAAUAAGGUGGUGUUCUUCUACACAUAAAUUAAUUACUUCACUUCUAUGAGUUUACUAUUGAGUUACAGCAUCUGGGAUUAAAUCACAAAUUCCAAAUCUGGUUGUAUGUGUUAAAGUUCUAAUCAAUAUAGUAAAUAAUCAAAA
This is a messenger RNA of Oryza sativa Japonica Group (Japanese rice), 821 nucleotides long. RefSeq names its product auxin-responsive protein SAUR76. The record is from RefSeq and is a predicted model, not a curated record. Lineage: Eukaryota; Viridiplantae; Streptophyta; Magnoliopsida; Poales; Poaceae.